UGUGAAGAAGGACCGAGCAAACCUGCCAGACCAGCUCCCCGCAGAUAAACAAAUGUCGUAUUCUUUCGACACGCCCGACGCCGUUUCGCCUCAGACGGCUGAUGAUGGUGUUGGCUCGGCAUUUGAUUCUCCAGUCUUCACAGGAAGCCUGAAUGCAACUUUUGGGUCUCACCCGAUUUCUUAUACAGAAUCGCCGGUGCCGAUCCACGUCUCUUUUGGUGAAUUCUCUCCUGAUCAUACGGAAAAGCUCUCCGAUUCUGGGUUUGCUUCAUCGGAUGGCCAGAUUCUGCCGCCUCCGUCGGAGAUGAAUCAUAUGGAGUGUUCUGUUCUCGGAGAAUGGAGAAGACAGAAUGCAGUUAGAAUUGAGGAGAAAGAGAGAAAAGAGAAAGAAUUGUUGAGCCAGAUCCUUACUGAAGCUGAUGGGUAUAAGGUUGAGUUCUAUAAUAAAAGACAGAUCAACUAUGAGGUCAACAAAUCUACAAACAUGGAAAAGGAGAAGUUAUUUAUUGUCAACCAAGAGAAGUUCCAUGGUGAGGCAAACAAGAACUACUGGAAUACAAUUGCAGAGCUCAUCCCUAAUGAAAUGCCAGCAGCUAUAGAGAAGAGAACGAAGAAAAAUGAACAUGAGAAGAAACCCGCCAUUGCUGUGGUUCAAGGACCAAAACCCGGAAAGCCAACAGACCUUGCAAGAAUGAGGCAGAUACUCUUAAAGCUGAAGCACAAUACGCCUCCUCACUUGAAGUAUUCACCACAAACUGCUACUACUUCAACUGCUGCUACUCCGCCUAGCCAUGUUGAGACGGUUGUUGUAGCUUGAUUAUCACUUAUGUGCCUUUUUUUGAACAUUUCUAUAUUGUGUAAACAAUAUUGAUCAUCUCUCGGCUUCUCUUUUCUAUUUAUGGUCAUGAAAUAGAUAGAUGUUAGUAAGUUAUUAGCCAUAGUAUGUUUAUACAAUGCACUUCAUUGGCACAAACAAUUCCUUUUUCUAUUUUCUUUUUGGUAACUAAGGUUUCUAGGCCGGUUUUUAUGCAUCUCAA
Messenger RNA from Impatiens glandulifera, 1037 nucleotides. RefSeq names its product clathrin light chain 2-like. The record is from RefSeq and is a predicted model, not a curated record. Gene Ontology annotation, cellular component: plasma membrane; clathrin coat of trans-Golgi network vesicle; clathrin coat of coated pit. Lineage: Eukaryota; Viridiplantae; Streptophyta; Magnoliopsida; Ericales; Balsaminaceae. The transcript is spliced from 3 exons. The coding region runs from base 53 to 817 and encodes 254 amino acids. Gene Ontology annotation, molecular function: clathrin heavy chain binding; structural molecule activity. Gene Ontology annotation, biological process: intracellular protein transport; clathrin-dependent endocytosis; clathrin coat assembly.